Molecule: messenger RNA, 573 nt
Organism: Peronospora matthiolae
Lineage: Eukaryota; Oomycota; Peronosporomycetes; Peronosporales; Peronosporaceae
Source: the annotation of a GenBank genome assembly
AUGGAGGGCAAGGUGUAUCUCUGGCCAGACAAUAGUAUCUCGCACGGAAACGAUCAAAUGAAAUUUCCACAGGAGUAUCUACACCGCCUAAGUGUCGCGGCUAAGCAUGCUAAGAUCGCGACCAGAGACGAGAGGAUGGCCACAUUGGAUACAAGUCGUGAACAUGUGGAACACUUCAUUGCCACGUUGGACGAUCGCGAUCUGGCCAAGCAUCUGACCCUACUGCUACUGGCCGAUACCAAUGAGUUGAAUGAGACGUUGCGUGCAUGCCAAAGGAUAAAGAGUCGUCAGUUGAAGACGUCGACAGGAUCGAAUAAGUUCCACCAGCGAGCGAAUACUUCACUAAAUCCUACGCCAUCCAAGACUGCUCGGGCGGUGAAGGCAAUCCGUGAGUGGAUCGGAUCGGAAUCGGACUCGAUUGGAUCUGAUGAAGACAAGGAUCGCCGCCGAGUCUUUGUGACCACUACAUCUUGUCAAGAGAGAUCGGAGCAAGAUCAUCGUACCUGGCAGAAGAAUACUGGUGAAGAAGAUAGACGUGAACGAAAUGGAAAAUUGAAGGCAUGCACUCACUGA